Molecule: messenger RNA, 2061 nt
Organism: Cydia splendana
Lineage: Eukaryota; Metazoa; Arthropoda; Insecta; Lepidoptera; Tortricidae
Product: gastrula zinc finger protein XlCGF57.1-like
Exons: 4
Coding region: 1-1833 (610 amino acids)
Biological process (GO): regulation of transcription by RNA polymerase II
Cellular component (GO): nucleus
Molecular function (GO): zinc ion binding; DNA-binding transcription factor activity, RNA polymerase II-specific
Source: RefSeq, a predicted model, not a curated record
AUGGAAUUUAUAAACCAGUGCCACUGCUGCCUGCAGCGGCCUUCGGCGAAAGAUUUGAAGACACCGUACACUCACCUCGGCAUAACGGAAAUAUACUCUGUCAUGAUCGAAGAAUGUUUUGUUAUCAAAUUAACACCGUGUGACGAUGACAAGAGUGGUAUCUGCGAGGCGUGUCUAGGGCGGCUGCGGGAGGCGUGCCUCUUCAAAAUGCAGGUGCAGGAUUGCCAGGCUGAGCUGCAGGAGAGGUUAGAGGGAGGACUGAGGGUCAAAGACGAGGAGUGCUGGGACCAGCCACCUGAAGAUGGUGCGUGCAGCGAGCGUUCUUUACUGUAUUCAGCCGACGAGUACGGAGUGCACGAAGAGCUCGCGCUAGCGCGCUCCGUGAAGCUCGAGCGCCUCCGCCACUCCCCGCGCGCGAGCCAGCCGUGUUCCGUGACGUCACACCGCGAGCCGAGCCCCGCCAGCAGUGUGCAGGACGUGACGUCACACCGCGAGCCGAGCCCCGCCAGCAGUGUGCAGGACGUGACGUCACACCGCGAGCCGAGCCCCGCCAGCAGUGUGCAGGACGUGACGUCACACCGCGAGCCGAGCCCCGCCAGCAGUGUGCAGGACGUGACGUCACACCGCGAGCCGAGCGCCGCCAGCAGUGUGCAGGACGUGACGUCACACCGCGAGCCGAGCCCCGCCAGCAGUGUGCAGGACGUGCCCGCUCACACACCCGCCGAGGAACAAGCCCAAACACACGAUACUCGCCCUACACACACCCCACACAACUCUAGUUUAAUCACACAUCAACAACACCAUAUCGCACCACAAACGAACAAGCAGACCUACUGUUGCGCCAUGUGUAGUCAGCAAUUUACGUCAAAACUUACUUUAAUCCGACAUAUCAGAACACAUACACACCCGGAACAUACAUGCGGAGUUUGUAAUGAAGCAUUUCAAAAUAGUUUAUUACUAAAUAAGCAUUUAAGAUUGCACUCAGCAGAGAGACCGUACGUGUGUGGAGACUGCAAUAAGCGUUUUACAACAAAAACCUAUUUGUAUAUUCAUAGAAGAACCCACACUGGAGAGAAACCAUACAUAUGUAAAGAAUGUAACAAGCAAUUCGGACGAAAAGAGAUUUUAGUUAGACAUAAAAGAACUCACAGUGGAGUGAAACCUUAUAAAUGUAUAGAAUGCAACAAGAAAUAUGCAGAUAAGGAAACAUUAGAUAAACAUAUAAGAAAUAAUCACACUGGAAGUGAAACGACACAAUAUAAAUGUAAAAAGUGUAAUGAGCAAUUUACAUGUCGAGAGAAUUUAAAAAUGCACCGGAGAAUUCACGUUGGAGAGAGAUGUGUCUGUGACCAAUGUAACAAGCAAUUCACAAAGAAGAAAAAUUUAAUUAGACAUAUAAAAGUUCAUGCUCCAGAAAAACCAGAAAAACGAUACGUGUGUGAAGCAUGUACCAAGAAGUUUAUCCGUAAAGGUCAUUUAGAAAGACAUUAUAUAGUGACCCAUACUGGACGGAAAGCAUUUAGAUGUAAGGUGUGCAACAAGCAAUUUGCACUUAAACACCAAUUAGAUCAACAUGAAAGACUCCAUACUGAUGUCAAACCAUACAAAUGUAAAGAGUGUGACAGAGCAUUCAAACUAAAACAAUAUUUAGCUCACCAUGAACGAACCCAUAGUGACGUGAAACCAUACAAGUGUAAUGAAUGUGAUAAGGCAUAUACACAAAAACGUAGUUUAAAUGAUCAUGUUAAAAUUAAACACGGCAAUAUAAAAGACAACAUAAAGAUAACUUCCUUGCUUAUGAAAGACACGUCGAUGGCGACAAACCAGAUAUAAUUAAUUUAACCAGCAAUUGAGUCAAAAAGAUAUAAAAACACAUACCUAAGGAGUCCCAUCGGAGGAAAGCCACACCGCUGUGAAGGAUGUAAAAACCGAGAGAGUCGCUGGCUUUUAUUCGGAUUCAGGUGACAGAAUUUCAUUAAUUCGCUUCAACACAGAGACAUAAGUCACAUAACAUCAUGUAAAAUGUAUCGAAAUAAAUUUGGCCAAUGGAAAUAAGCAAUU